Fonsecaea multimorphosa CBS 102226 is the source of this 2124-nucleotide messenger RNA. RefSeq lists its product as uncharacterized. The record is from RefSeq and is a predicted model, not a curated record. Gene Ontology annotation, molecular function: GTPase activator activity. Gene Ontology annotation, biological process: activation of GTPase activity. The transcript is spliced from 4 exons. Bases 1 to 2124 code for a protein of 707 amino acids. NCBI's taxonomy places the organism in Eukaryota, Fungi, Ascomycota, Eurotiomycetes, Chaetothyriales, Herpotrichiellaceae.
AUGCGAAACUUUGCAGAUAUACGGCGUCGGUGGGCUUCGCUGUUCAGUACCUCGAUCGGAGUCGACUUGAGACAGGCUGUAAGAGACGGUGAAGGCUUCGAUCCAUGUGAAGAUGGAUUGCGAUCCGUCUCUUGGAAGGUACGAGACGAGCACGGCUCCUCAAAGAUAUCAUAUGCCAACGUCAAUCUGCAGGCUUUCCUUCUUUACGGACCCUUAAGCCAGGGUUCGUGGUCCAAGAAGUUGGCGGAGUCUCGGUCCGCAUACGUCUCUCUACGAGAUCACUUCUUGCGCUUCAUAGAACACCCCAAUGAUCUUCACUCGUCUGCAGAUCCAUUGGCGGACGAUGAAAAUUCUCCCUGGGCAAGUCUGCGGCAGGACGAGAUCAGUAGGGAGGAGAUAUUCCAGGAUGUAACACGAUGCAUGCAGGACAAUUACUUCUUCCGUGAACCCACCACUCAGAAGAGGCUGCUCGACAUCCUCUUCAUUUACGCAAAGCUGAAUCCGGAUAUUGGCUACCGACAAGGCAUGCAUGAGCUGUUGGCGCCUAUCGUCUGGGUUGUCCAGCAAGAUGCCGUGGAUCCAACCACUAUCCCAGAUAGUGACAAAGACGCCGAAGAUAUGGACUUCCUGACGGAGGUGUUAGACGGCAAAUUUGUGGAGCACGACUCAUUCAACUUGUUCUGCGCCUUAAUGCAGACCGCGAAAGCAUUCUACGAAGUUGGUGAGAACCGCGACUCGUCACCCAUCAUUGCAAGAAGUAAAAGAAUCCACGAUGAUAUUCUGAGUACCAUUGAUCCAGAACUGGCCCUCCACUUACAUGUGCUCGGCAUUCUUCCCCAGAUCUAUUCCAUCCGCUGGAUUCGGCUGCUCUUCGGGCGAGAGUUCGAGUUCAAGGAUGUCCUCAGGGUUUGGGAUGUUCUUUUUGCCGAGAACUUGAGAUCUGAUAUCGUCGAUUUGACCUGCGUUGCAAUGCUGUUGAGAUCUCGUUGGUCACUGAUUGAAGCGGACUACACCGCCGCCAUCACCGCACUGACUCAUUAUACUCUGCCCAAUUCCGCUGAGGACCCCCGGUCCCUGGUCAGAGAUGCUGUCUUCUUGGAGAAGAACCGAGACAGCGAAGCGGGCGGAAUAGUCAUCGCGCGAUAUUCUGGCAGGUGGCCGAAGCGAACAGAAGCCCAGAGCAGUAGAAGUUCGUCGGCCAUCAGAGCAACCGGGCCCGCUCAACACCGGCAGUCACCAAGCGCAUCUCCAGGACGGUUCGCUUCGCCGCAGAGACAGCUCGAGGGGCUAUUCCGAGAAGUCACAGGCAAUCUACAAAGACGGACCGAAGGGUGGGAUGUAUCGAAAGCCGUUAGAAGCGCGGUGGGGGAGGUACGACGUAAUAUGAACCACUACCAAUCAUCACACCAGCGGCACUCCAGCCUUGAUACACCUCCGUUAGUCGGUCCGGAGCAGAAACGGCCAGAAGGAGAAGUUGGAGAUCUUACACAGAUUGUGAAACAGAAAAUGGAAUCGCUCCAGGAGAGGAAUGUGGUGCUGAGCAAAAUGCUCGAUGAUGCUUUGGACUCGUUGAGGGCGAUCAAGUUGUCUGCUCCUUCUGGAGUUGGAGAGGCAGAACAGGACCUGAAUAUUUGCCUCGCCAAGAUCCAAUUUGUCUCUGUCUAUCUGUCCAAUCCAGACAUUCCCAUUCCGAAGGAACAAAAGGUCCACGACUCAAAGAGCCCCACGAAAACAAUCGACUCAUCUGCGCACAAGCCAGACGAGGCUGUUAGGGGCGAGCAGGACAAUGAAGAUGGCAUGAAGCCGGGGUCACGAACCCCAGAGCCAUCCCAAGACGCCAGGAGCGGAAAGGGUGGUGGAGUCACAAACAAGGCCUUGCCACGGCCAUCGCUGAUGGAUUCAUCAUUUUCGUUUAUGCUCGGGGAAAAUCGACACCGAUCCAGUUUUGUCAGUUCUGUUGCCGACUUACCAGAACAGAGAAGGGAGAGCGAGUCCAAAACCAGACUUAACAAAAGGGCAGCUGAGACCAAAACGCAGCAGGAGCGUGGGGAUUCAGGGAGCGAGGAUGAAGGCUUUACCUUGACUAAGAUCCAAGGACAGGCUGAGUGGAAGAGCGAACGCUAA